Messenger RNA from Teleopsis dalmanni, 858 nucleotides. RefSeq lists its product as uncharacterized. The record is from RefSeq and is a predicted model, not a curated record. The coding region runs from base 132 to 779 and encodes 215 amino acids. The transcript has 3 exons. NCBI's taxonomy places the organism in Eukaryota, Metazoa, Arthropoda, Insecta, Diptera, Diopsidae.
CUUGCUCUGGCUGAUAUCUUAAUCAGUUACAUUUUGACACCGUCGUGUACAUUGUACUUAUCGCUUCUCCUUUCAGAUACUUUCAGUUAUUAUUACUUUGAUAUAAAAGAUUUUCUAUUUGAAAGAAUAAAAUGGGAAAAUAUUUCAUUUUAAAUUUUUUGCUGACAUUUGUGUGGUUAAGAUUCCCAUUGGCAAUGGCAAAAAUAAAUGUUAGUGUCAAUGUAACUGAGUUUUUGAAUCAUCGCCAGAAACGACAUCUUGUAUUUGAAGGUGGUGGAAAUAUUAAGCUUGUAAUGGGGCCUGCAUUGCCAGUUCCUUUAGGUGAUCCUGUUGAUUGGAGAGGCUUAAUUGCUGCUUAUAAUCUACAAGGUGGCACAUAUACCAUACAAUCGACACCACUAUAUCCAUGGGAUAAAUGGGAAACAAUUUUUUCACGUUCUGUGCGUAGAAUGCGUGCACGCAUCCAUUAUCCUGAUAAGUUUGUUGAAGAUGACUCGAGAUUAUUUGUGUACACCGCAUUAGAAGCUUUUAUGAAUAAAUUGCAUGGUAACGGACGUGAUUGCUUACUUCGUUCUAUUUGUGUCAAUGCACAAAUAGAUCAACAUGUUGGAGUUUUUGCUGAGAUAUAUAAUAUAGUACUUACACCUGGUAAUAUGCUUUUGGAACCUGCUUACAAAGCCGCGUAUGAUGCUGGUAAAUCCGGUAUAGAAUGUAAUAAGUUAUAUGGCAAAUGUACUGUCAUAUCCAAUUUUUUAGAUCAACAUAUGGCUGAUUUCUAAUUAAAUAAAUUUUAUUAAGACUAUAUUAGGCAAUUUUUAAUAAAUGUUUAAUACUUUGCCUUCUUGAUUUAUCUUCAUA